ACCAGAGGGGGCGGGGGCUCCGCAAGUUUCUGCUCAGAAGUCUGUAGCAGUUGCCAUAAGCUGGAAGUGGGAACCCCGCUGAGGGGAUCCCCUCCUCCUACCUCUCUCACCUGUCCCAGUCUGUGGCAAGCAGGCUCCCCUGUGCCCUUCAGCGGGUGAGAGCGGCACACCGCUGCGCCCGGGGCCGGGGCGGGCUGGAAUUGAGGAUGAAGCCUGGGACGGGUAGCGGAGGAUGGGGCAGGUCCAGGUCCUGGGCAGACCUUCUCCUGAUCCUCACUUCCCUGAUGCAGCUGCCCCGUGGGGGAAUAGCUGAUCCAAUAGAUGUGCUUCAGGCAUUGGGAAUCAAGGGAGGCAGAGCCAAGGUCCCUGAAGUGCCAGGAUUCUGCCCCCAAAGGUCCCCAGAAGGAGAUAGAGCAUUUUGGGUGGGAAACUCCAGCCUGCUCAGCAUCCCCACAAGGCAGCUUUGGCCAGCUGGUCACUUUCCAGAGAACUUUUCACUGCUGGUCACCCUGAGGGGCUAUUCAUCUGACCAGGCUGUCCUCCUGUCCAUUUAUGAUGAAAGGGGAGUGAGGCAACUGGGGCUAGGAGUGGGGCAACCAACUCAACUCCUGUCUGACCCUCCCAGCCCUAGUCUGCUCCCCACCACAGUUGACCUCAUGGAUGGCAGGUGGCACCGUGUGGCAGUCAGUGUGGACAGCUGGGCAGUGACUCUGGUGGCUGACUGUGAGCCACAGCCCCCAGUGAGCUGGGAGUGGCAGAGGUUGACUCCUAUCAGCACAGCUGGACUCACCUUGCUGGGGACACAGGACCCUGGAGAAGAGGCCUUCCAGGGAUAUAUCCAGGAGCUGAUGAUCCUAGGAGAUGCUCAGGCUGCCUUCAGGGCCUGUGAAAACCUGCUUCCCAGCUGCAACUCUCCCACCACCCUAGCCACAGCGGUUGAGUCAGAGACCCCUCCUCCCCAGAGGAAGGGCAAGGGGAAAGGGAAGGGAAAAGGCCGGAAGGGUCGGAAGGGCAAGGGCAAGAAGAAGAAAAACAAGGACUCUGAGAAACCAGAAGUGCCCCCAACCUCUCCAGAGAAUCAGACUGCCACUCCUGUGAUAGAGACUCUAACUCUCCCGGUUGGGCCAGAGACUGGGUCCACAACGGACUCCCCCAAAGUCACAGUCAUUACAUCCACAGUGGCCGCCAGUCUCAACGUCACCACCUAUACGGACUCUGAAAAUGAGUCAAUGACUUCUGAAGCUACAUGGGAGCUCCCUGAGUCAAGCAAAGACAGAGAUGAGGAGUGGGGAAAUGAUACCAUGAACACCAUCUUUGGGCCAGCUGAACGUGGGCCAGAAAGCCAGAUCUAUAUAUUUCCCGAUGCUGGUGAAAAGGGACAGAAAGGAGAGCCAGCAGUUGUUGAAGUGGGUCAGCAGUUUGAGGGACCCCCAGGACUUCCAGGGCCCUUGGGAACAGUUGGCCCUUCAGGCCCUCCUGGCCCACCUGGCUUCCCUGGGGACCCAGGAGAAAAGGGUCCUGCUGGUCGACCUGGUGUCCCUGGAGUGGAUGGUGUACGAGGCCUCCCUGGAACCGUGAUUAUGAUGCCUUUCCAAUAUGGGGGUGAGUUCCUCAAGGGUCCUCCAAGCUCAUUCCAACAGGCACAGGCACAGGCAGUGCUGCAACAAGCCCAGCUUUCCAUGAAAGGCCCUCCUGGCCCUGUGGGGCUGACAGGUCGAGCUGGACCCUUGGGUCUGCCGGGAUAUCCAGGUCUUAAAGGAGACACAGGAAUAGCAGGACCACAGGGUCCUAGAGGUCUACAGGGCUUACCUGGGCCUCCUGGAAAAGAAGGAAAGCAGGGUCGUUCUGGAGCAGAUGGACCACGAGGCCUCCCAGGAGACACUGGACCUAAGGGAGACCGGGGUUUUGAUGGCCUACCAGGGCUACCAGGGGAGAAGGGCCAAAGGGGAGAUGUUGGCCAUGUUGGGCAGCCAGGGCCCCCUGGGGAGGAUGGUAAGAAGGGCUCGGAGGGGCCUCCAGGCCCCAGUGGCCAAGCUGGAGAGCCAGGACCUCGGGGGCUGCUUGGCUCAAGAGGUCCUCCAGGCCCACCAGGACAACCGGGUGUGGUGGGGGUAGAUGGACCUCCUGGUGCCAAAGGAAAUGUGGGCAUCCCAGGAGAACCAGGUCCUCCAGGUCAACAAGGAAACCCAGGCUCUCAGGGUCUCCCUGGAUUACAGGGACCAAUAGGGGCACCAGGAGACAAGGGGCCCCCAGGAAAGCCAGGAAUUCCAGGUCUUCCAGGAGCUGAGGGCCCACCGGGUCACCCCGGCCAUGAGGGCCCCACUGGAGAGAAAGGAGCUCAGGGGCCAGAAGGGGCCACAGGCCCAACAGGAUAUCCUGGUCAGCGAGGAGUGAAGGGCACAUCUGGAAACCGAGGUCUAAAGGGAGAAAAAGGCGAGAAGGGAGAAGAUGGCUUCCCAGGCUUUAAGGGUGAUGCAGGUCUAAAAGGAGAUAGAGGUGAUCCUGGCCCCCUGGGCCCAAGAGGAGAGGAUGGGCCUGAAGGACUGAAGGGUCAGGCAGGAUUGCUGGGUGAAGAGGGACCCCCUGGCCCAGCUGGGGAGAAGGGCAAGCUUGGUAUCCCAGGUCUUCCAGGAUAUCCAGGUCGUCAAGGUCCUAAGGGAUCCAAUGGGUUUCCAGGACCAUUGGGUCUGGCUGGAGAGAAAGGGAAACGGGGGAAGGCUGGUCAGCCAGGACAGGAAGGAGAGCGGGGACCACCAGGAUCCCGUGGAGAGAGAGGACAGAAUGGUCCCACAGGAAAACCAGGCCCCAAGGGAGAUGUGGGCCAUGACGGUGCUCCAGGGGUUCCUGGAGAAAAGGGCCCACAAGGUCUGACAGGACCUCCUGGAUUUCCUGGGCCAAAAGGACCUCCAGGCCCUGCAGGGAAGGAAGGAAGACCUGGGCACCCUGGGCAGCGGGGAGAAUUGGGUUUCCAGGGCCAGACAGGUUCCCCAGGACCCGCUGGUGUCAUUGGCCCCCAGGGGAAGGCUGGUGAAACAGGGCCACUAGGUGAAAGGGGCCAUCCAGGCCCUCCUGGACCCCCUGGAGAGCAGGGGCUGCCCGGGCUGUUGGGAAGGGAAGGGGCCCAGGGAGACCCUGGACCACCUGGACCCAUUGGGAAAGAUGGCCCCCCUGGUCCUCAAGGCUUCCCUGGCCCUCGAGGAGCCCCUGGAGAUACAGGAACAACUGGCCUGAAGGGGUCACAGGGCCCCCCUGGCCCCAUCGGUGCCAAUGGUCCUCCCGGAGAACGUGGUCCUGUGGGCCCUGCUGGAGGCAUUGGGUUGCCCGGUCAAGGGGGUGGGCAAGGACCUCUUGGCCCUGCUGGAGAAAUAGGAGCCUCAGGAGAGCGUGGACCUCCUGGCCCAACAGGGAAAGAUGGCAUUCCAGGGCUUCCAGGCCCUCUAGGACCAGCUGGAGCAGCAGGGCCAGCUGGAGAAGAUGGGGACAAGGGGGAAAUGGGUGCCCCAGGUCACAAAGGGAGCAAAGGAGACAAAGGGGAGCCGGGCCCUCCCGGACCAACAGGGAUUCAAGGUCCUGUCGGACACCCAGGCUCUCCAGGUGCAGAUGGGGAACGAGGACGUCGGGGUCCACCAGGUCUCUUUGGACAGAAAGGAGAUGAUGGUGUGAGGGGCUUCCCUGGUGGAAUUGGUCCCCCUGGCCUACAGGGGAUGCCAGGACCACCUGGAGAGAAAGGAGAGAUCGGAGAUGUGGGCUCCAUGGGUCCCCAUGGUGCUCCAGGCCCCCGAGGACCCCAGGGCCCUAGUGGGUCAGAGGGAACUCCAGGGCUACCUGGGGGUGUUGGUCAACCAGGGGCUGUUGGAGAAAAGGGUGAACCUGGGGAAGUGGGGGACCCUGGUCCCCCAGGAAAACCUGGACCAAUGGGAUCCAAAGGAGAGUUUGGUGAAAAGGGGGACUCAGGACCAUCGGGGGCUGCAGGCCCCCCAGGGAAGAAAGGACCUCCUGGUGAAGAUGGGGCCAAAGGGAGUCUGGGUCCCACAGGAUUCCCUGGAGACCCUGGCCCACCUGGAGACCCCGGUGUUGCUGGCAAAGAAGGUGUCCAGGGGGAGAAAGGGGACCACGGGGAUGUCGGGGCUCCGGGCCCAUCUGGUGCCUCUGGGGAGCCUGGCCCUCCAGGGCCUCCUGGGAAAAGGGGUCCUGGUGGUCGGAUGGGUCAUGAGGGCAGAGAAGGGGAGAAGGGGGCCAAGGGUCAGCCUGGACCUGAUGGCCCCCCUGGAAGGUCAGGCCUAGUGGGUCCCAGGGGCCCCCCCGGACGGCUUGGGGCUGAGGGCCUUCCAGGGAUUCCUGGCCCCUCGGGUGAGCCAGGUCUUCUUGGGCCCCCUGGACAGAUGGGUCCCCCGGGGCCCCUGGGGCCCAGUGGCCUCCCCGGCCUGAAGGGGGAUCCUGGCUUCAAGGGGGAGAAGGGUCAUAUUGGGCUAAUUGGCCUAAUCGGCCCUCCUGGGGAGGCUGGCGAGAAGGGAGACCAAGGGGUCCCAGGGAUACAAGGCAGCCCAGGCCCCAAAGGAGAACCUGGUCUCCGAGGCCCUAAAGGCCCUUUGGGCCACCCUGGGUCCCCGGGUUUGGCGGGCCCAUUGGGGCAGAAAGGGUCAAAAGGGUCACCGGGAUCCACCGGCCCCCAGGGAGAUGCAGGACCCCCAGGACCACCUGGACCCCCGGGCCCCCCAUCAGAGGUGGGGGAACUCCUGCCCAUGGGGGGGUCCCGGCGGCGGCGAUCAGCUGAGGGAGUGCCUGGGCCCAGUGAGAGUGGCCUGGAGGAAGUGUACGCCUCCCUCAGCUCCCUGAAGAAUGAAAUAGAUCAGCUACGAAGUCCUCGAGGGACCCAGGAGAGCCCUGGCCUGGUGUGUAAGGAGCUUGGUCGGAGCCAUCCCCACCUACCUGAUGGGGAAUAUUGGAUCGAUCCCAACCAAGGCUGCUCAAGAGAUGCUUUUAGGGUUUUUUGUAACUUCACAGCAGGAGGAGAGACAUGCAUCUUUCCUGAUAAGAAGUUUGAAGUGGUAAAGCUGGCAGCCUGGUCUCGGGAGAAGCCAGGGAACUGGUAUAGCACAUUUAAAAGAGGGAAGAAGUUCUCCUAUGUGGACUCAGAUGGCAAUACCGUCCGUGUGGUGCAGCUGACCUUCUUGAAGCUAUUGAGUGCCAGUGCCCGCCAGAGCUUCACCUACAUCUGCCAGAACUCUGUGGCUUGGCUCGAUGAGGGGGAGGGUGGCUACAGCCGCUCCCUCCGAUUCCUAGGGGCUGAUGGAGAAGAACUGUCCCACAACAGCACCUCAGACACCAUCCAGGCCCAUCACGAUGGCUGCAGGCUCCGGAAGGGCCAUGCCCAGACAGUCCUGGAGCUCCGAUCCUCCAAGGUGGGCCAGCUACCCCUAAGGGAUGUGGCCGUGUUAGACUUCGGGCAGACAAACCAGAAGUUUGGAUUUGAGCUGGGCCCAGUCUGCUUCAGCGGCUGAACUUGGAGGGGACAAAGAAAAAAGGAGCCACCCCUGGAUACAAAUGUUGGGGGUGGGGGCAAGGCAGAGAAGCUAGGGGAGAGCAAGCCAGAGCCGUCCCCAGAACAGAUGGAUGGAUGGACAGACAUCAUGGUGCUGUGGCUGAGAGACCUAUUGAUCUUCCAUGGCUGUGACUAUGGAAGCCUGUGGUUCACUGGUGUACUUUGUCACUAACGAAGUUUAACCUCAUGGUGUCUGGGUCCCCCAGUUCCAAGGGCCCCAGAUCCUCCCUCCUAGAUUGACACAGAGUAAGGUCGUGGUUUCUUCAAUGACCCUGCUCCCCGGUCCCCACUUCUCCUUCCUCAUGGGCUCCAGGGAUUGUAGCUCAUUCUGUCCAGGAGCAGGUGGGUCCUGAGCUCCUAAAUAAUGAACUUUCUGCCGGGUAAAGCUGCCACCUCAGGCCCCUCCAGAAUCUUGGUGCUAUGACCCUAACCUUAGUGAAGCACUGGACCCUUCAGAUGACUCCCUCUCAUGGCCUGGGUGGCUCAGUGGUGAGGGCAGGCCAAUUUCUGGAUAGGUUCGGGGGCAGAGGAUUGAGAAUGAUGGACAUCAAAGAGCUCCACCCCCUAUCCAGUUCUCCCUGACUCCCAGUUCCCUUCCCCACUUCCUCCUCUCCAACUCAGGUCUGGCCUAAAGGGAACCGGCCUUCACGAGGGUUUGCUACGAGAGGAAUCUGGGUCUAAGGGAGACGUUUCCCAGGUGGGCAGGGGAAGGGCUCACGUAACUCAAAGGCCCAGGACCAGCCCUUACCCACCCGGCCCCCCUCACUCCAGCUUUCCUCUGGCCUCGAUUGUCCCUGGUGCUGUUGGGGGUAUGGGGGCAGCCGUGCAGGUGCCCCCAAUGGUGCUGCCUCCUUCCCUUGUUAAUACAAAUGUGUAUUAAAAGGAAACAUUGGAAUUUUA
Molecule: messenger RNA, 6442 nt
Organism: Monodelphis domestica (gray short-tailed opossum)
Lineage: Eukaryota; Metazoa; Chordata; Mammalia; Didelphimorphia; Didelphidae
Gene: COL5A3
Product: collagen type V alpha 3 chain
Biological process (GO): extracellular matrix organization
Molecular function (GO): extracellular matrix structural constituent conferring tensile strength
Source: RefSeq, a predicted model, not a curated record